AACUGAACACUAAUCAAUUUAUAAUAAGAGAGAGAGAGAGAGAGAGAGAGAGAGAGAAAUCAAACGAGCAUGAACAGCCAACACUUCCUUCUCAUAUCCUGCACAGGCCAAGGCCAUAUUAACCCUACUCUCCAACUCGCCAUACGCCUAAUACACGGCGGUGCACGAGUGACCUUUGCCACCACCGUCCACGGCCUCAAACAAAUAAAAAAAUUCCCUUCACUUGAGGGCCUAUCCUAUGCCUCUUUCUCCGAUGGCUUUGAUGAUGGAAACAAACCAAUUGACGACCCACAACACAUUAUGUCCGAGUUCAAGCGUGUCGGCUCACAAACACUCGCCAACUUGAUUGUCAAACUCUCAAAUGACGAGCAUCACAAGGUCACCUUCUUAGUCUACACCAUCCUUCUCCCAUGGGCUGCUGAUGUGGCACGUGAUAUGGGUAUACCUUCUGCUUUUCUCAGCAUUCAGUCCACUGCAGCACUUGCUAUCUACCAGAAAUACUUCAAUGCCCAUGAUGGUAUGUAUCAUAUUUAUGAAAAUAGCCCCCCAAAUUCUAUACAGUUCAAAGGGUUGCCACCAUUUGCUUCCUCGGACCUACCUUCGUUUCUCUUACCAACUAGUCCACACAAUUCAGUCAUACCUACCUUUCAGGAACAUAUCCAAACCCUUGAAAAAGAUCCCAACCCAUGUGUGUUACUGAACACCUUUGAUGCUCUAGAAGAAGCAGCAAUCGAAGCCGUUGUUAAUUUGAAUUUAAUACCAAUCGGACCAUUGGUUCCAUCCACUUUUUUCGACACAAAAGACCAGUCUGGUAAUUCCCCGUUUGGAUGUGAUUUGUUUGAGAGCUCUAAGGACUAUCUUCAUUGGCUAAACUCAAAGCCAAAUAACUCGGUGGUUUAUGUGUCGUUUGGAAGCCUAGUUACGUUGCAAGGAAAGCAAAUGGAAGAGAUUUUUCAUGGACUAGUUGAAACCGACCGUCCAUUCUUGUGGGUAAUUCGAGCUUCAGAGAACGGAGGAUCAGAAAUAGAGGACACGAUAAAGAAUAAAUUGAAGGAAGAAACACAAGGGUUAAUAGUGCCAUGGUGUUCACAGGUUGAGGUGCUGUGUCACCAUUCAGUGGGCUGUUUCUUGACACAUUGCGGGUGGAACUCGACCUUGGAGAGUAUCGUAGCCGGAGUGCCGGUGGUGGCUUGUCCACAUUUUUCAGAUCAAAUUAUGAAUGCCAAGAUGGUGGAGGAGGUGUGGGGGACUGGAAUUAAAGCGAAGGUGAAUGAAGAAGAAGUUGUGGAGAGGGCAGAAAUUAAGAGGUGCUUGGAGAUGGUGAUGGGAGCUGCAGAGAAAGGGGAAGAGAUAAGGAGGAAUGCUAAGAAAUGGAAAAGCUUGGCUGUGCAAGCUGUGAAGGAGGGUGGUUCUUCACACACCCAUUUCAAGCUUUUCAUGGAAAGGUUUCACAUAGAUUAAUGGACAGCAACGCUAUGAAAAUGAAAUUGGAGGGUGAGGCUGUGGAAGAUGUGAAGGAAGCUUGCAAUCUCAUGCUGUCACGCACUUCAUUGGGAAUGGAGCAAUAAAACGGAUGACCAGAUGUUGGCGUCCCAAGUACACAGUUCACUGCCUGCAAAGAAAACAAUAAAUCAUUCCUUGUGAGCCUUCUAAAAGCCUUUUCAAUUUCAAGUUUUUUUUUUUUUUUUUGAGUUUGUAUACUCAUAUCAUAUGGAUUAUUGUGAAGUUAUUAGCUUGCAUGUACUACUGUGCUCUAUAAAUAUCUUAUUAAGAAAAGAUUGAUCAAAAUUUUAUUGCCUA
Messenger RNA from Quercus lobata, 1800 nucleotides. Its product is annotated as crocetin glucosyltransferase, chloroplastic-like. Lineage: Eukaryota; Viridiplantae; Streptophyta; Magnoliopsida; Fagales; Fagaceae. Gene Ontology annotation, molecular function: quercetin 3-O-glucosyltransferase activity; quercetin 7-O-glucosyltransferase activity. The record is from RefSeq and is a predicted model, not a curated record. The transcript has a single exon. The coding region runs from base 70 to 1461 and encodes 463 amino acids.